Messenger RNA from Schistocerca americana (American grasshopper), 618 nucleotides. It is a transcript of the gene Sobp, whose product is annotated as sine oculis-binding protein homolog. Gene Ontology annotation, cellular component: nucleus. Bases 1 to 618 code for a protein of 205 amino acids. The transcript is spliced from 3 exons. The record is from RefSeq and is a predicted model, not a curated record. Lineage: Eukaryota; Metazoa; Arthropoda; Insecta; Orthoptera; Acrididae. Gene Ontology annotation, biological process: animal organ development.
AUGGACGGCGCCCUGUGCGCCUGGUGCCAGAAGGUGUCCCGGCAGCCGGUGCUGGCGCUGCAGCCCGCGGCGGACGGCGGCACGCCCAGCCACAAGGCGUUCUGCUCCGAGGUGUGCUUCACGCAGUGCCGGCGCGCCAGCUUCAAGCGCAACCGCACCUGCGACUGGUGCCGGCACGUGCGACACACCGUCAGCUACGUCGACUUCCAGGACGGCGAGCAUCAGCUGCAGUUCUGCAGCGAUAAGUGCCUGAACCAGUACAAGAUGAACAUCUUCUGCAAGGAGGCGCAGGCGCACCUGCAGCUGCACCCGGCGGCGGCGGGUGCGGUCGCGGGGGCUGGCUCGUCGGGCGCGCUCAUCACACCCGACCUGUGGCUGCGCGACUGCCGCCCCCAUGGCGCCUCCGCCUCCGCCUCGCCCACGCCACCCCCAUCCUGCUCCGACGCAGACGCCUCCACCGCCAGCCCCGCAGACGCCGAGGCCACCGUGACGCCGCCCCCGCCGCCACCGCCGCCGCCGCCGUCGCUGCCGCCGGCGGAACCCGUACUGCCUCUGGUAUCAAAACUGCGCUCCUGUCAUAAACAUCCGUAUCUAUUAGGGAGUUUGCAGCAUGAGUAG